AUGAUGGGACCUCCCGAUACACCGACCAGCGCGUACGAGCUCGUCAAGCUGGAGCUGGAGCACUAUAUGCGCAACUACCUCGACACCAACGGCAGCUUUCCCUCCGAUCAAGAGCUGCAGUUUGAAGGGUGCUCCAUCAUAUUUGGCGCUGAAGUCUUGUCCCCCUUUUCGCUGCCAUCAUCGGCGUCCUGGUUGCGGGAUGUCUUCAUGGCUUCCGAAACGUCAAAUGCGGCUCGACUUCUUCCCAUGCAACAAGUCGCCAAGUCACGAUUGACAAAGCUUACGAUCAACGGCAAGAGCAACAUCUUCGACAAUUGCGAACUUGAGCUUGAGAUGCAUCAGCGUAUCGUCAUGCAUGGAGCUCUCGGCCUCGUCUUGUCCGACUACACGCUGCAACAGGAGGCGUCUGAGAUUCUCGAGAGCGUCGAGACUUGCUCACCCAAUCCCUCCAAGCUGUUCAAAGACUUUCUGCUGCGACUCGUCUGGGGAUCGAGCAAGUGGCUGGAGCCUCUCCGCCAGCGGGACCAGCAGCUGUCCACAGAUGAGCCGCGAGGCAUUCUUGCAUUUGCGCACCAAAGAGACACCGGUCAUGCUCCUCUGGGCCAAAAGCCCCCAGAAGUCUGGCCUGAGGUUUGGCCGCAGAAGGACGCCGAACCCUUGUCGAGUUCAUUCUUGACGAGCACGCUGCUGAGCUCUGGUCAAUCUUUGCGCGGCGGUGAUGGCAUGCCCUUCCUUUUGAACGACCACAACAGCUACAGCAGGCUGACGGCAGGCUUGACGCGAUUUGUUGUGAGUGCCAUGUCGCCGAACAACCCAAAGAGGCACGUGCCAACGGACGAAGAGAUUUAUGAUGACCCCUGGGACCAAACCCCCGCUGAUAAUACCGAGUGGCUUCGCGAGUUCAAACGCGGCGUUGGACUGCUACAACAGGAUAGCGUCGAAGCGUUCGUGGCAAUUGAGCACCAGGAUCCCCGGGACGCAGCAUCUUUCAACGUCAUUGUAUAG
Verticillium alfalfae VaMs.102 is the source of this 1005-nucleotide messenger RNA. RefSeq lists its product as hypothetical. The coding region runs from base 1 to 1005 and encodes 334 amino acids. The record is from RefSeq and is a predicted model, not a curated record. Lineage: Eukaryota; Fungi; Ascomycota; Sordariomycetes; Glomerellales; Plectosphaerellaceae. The transcript is spliced from 3 exons.